GGGGCUUCGGUACGGAGGCCGCGAGGGCGGCGAGGGGGCGCGGCGGGCGGGGCCGCGGGCCGGGGCGCCAUGGGCAACCUGUUCGGCCGCAAGAAGCAGAGCCGGGUCACCGAGCAAGACAAGGCCGUCCUGCAACUGAAGCAGCAGCGGGACAAGCUGAAGCAGUGCCAGAAGAGGGUCACCCAGCAGCUGGAACGCGAGCGCGAGAUCGCCAGGCAGCUCCUGCGGGACGGGAAGAAGGAACGGGCCAAGCUGCUGCUUAAGAAGAAGCGAUAUCGGGAGCAGCUUCUGGACAAGACAGAAAACCAGAUCACCAGCCUGGAAACAAUGGUCCAGAGCAUCGAGUUCACCCAGAUUGAGAUGAAGGUGGUCGAAGGGCUGCGGAUUGGAAACGAGUGUCUGAAAAAGAUGCACCAGGUGAUGUCCAUAGAGGAAGUGGAGCGGAUACUGGAGGAGACGCAGGAGGCCGUGGAGUACCAGCGGCAAAUAGACGAGCUCUUGGCCGGAAGCUUCACUCAGGAGGAUGAAGACGCCAUCCUGGAGGAGCUGAACGCAAUCACUCAGGAGCAGAUAGAGCUCCCAGAGGUUCCUUCUGAGCCCCUUCCCGAAAAGAAACCAGAGAAAGUCCCCCGCGAGGCCAAGCCCAGGCAGGUGGAGCUGGUGGCGGCCUCGUAACUCGGCCUCCUCUCACGGACUGGCGGGGACUCCCCAGAGCCUGGGGGCCACAGAGUUUGGGUGCGUGGCCAGCCCUGACCCGGUUCCCGGGAGGCCGGCGCCAGGCCAGGCCGGUCAGGUGCUGAUGGCGCAGCGUGGCACACGGGGCUUGGUACCAGGAGGGCUCUGCGGAGCAUUUCCCUGGCGCUGCGGCCUUGCUCUCGUUUCUGGAUUAAAUGGCAACAUUCAGACCCUCCAGCCACAUGCAGCUUCUGACGCUGCAGCUCCCACGCGGCCACAGGCAGGCCCAAGGCUCCUGGUGCUGGCCACGCUCCUGUCCCCGGCCCUGCAAGGCUCCGCGGGCCGCCUUCUCCGCAGCUUGCUGUCUUCUUGGGAGGGCGCGUCGAACCUGGCUUCCUUGCCCGCCCCUCCCUCACUUCUUCCUGCUGCUCCCGUCGGCUGGCCGGGGCUUCAGUUAGGGAGUCCCUGCCUUGGCCUGGCUUCCUGACCUGCCCAGUCUCCCCAUCGGUUUGGGGCUGGAAACCUCCCUCUUCUGUGUCGAUGUUCGGCGGUGUUGGGCUGGCGGGGGUGGACACA
Molecule: messenger RNA, 1251 nt
Organism: Lontra canadensis (Northern American river otter)
Lineage: Eukaryota; Metazoa; Chordata; Mammalia; Carnivora; Mustelidae
Gene: CHMP6
Product: charged multivesicular body protein 6
Exons: 8
Coding region: 70-675 (201 amino acids)
Biological process (GO): vesicle budding from membrane; late endosome to vacuole transport via multivesicular body sorting pathway
Cellular component (GO): ESCRT III complex; multivesicular body
Source: RefSeq, a predicted model, not a curated record